This is a messenger RNA of Myxocyprinus asiaticus (Chinese sucker), 2202 nucleotides long. RefSeq names its product otolin-1-A-like. The transcript is spliced from 4 exons. The record is from RefSeq and is a predicted model, not a curated record. NCBI's taxonomy places the organism in Eukaryota, Metazoa, Chordata, Actinopteri, Cypriniformes, Catostomidae. Gene Ontology annotation, molecular function: protein binding. The coding region runs from base 1 to 1488 and encodes 495 amino acids.
AUGCCCAAACUUCUCCACCUGGUCAUCCUGGUGAUGGCCUUGCUGGUGGUAACAACAGAGACUCAGGCAUCAAUAAUGAAGACCACACAGUGGCCACGACUGAAGCCCACUAAAAAGCCUCUGACUCAGGAUGAAGUUGGUCCUCCACAGCCACCUGGCCACUUGAGCACCCGGCAGAUCACUACCACUAUGAGCCCGACUGCCAGUGGUGUCACAGAAGAAACCACAGACUCCAUGAUGGAUGUGUACUCCACUUCGCCUACUGACAGCACCACCUACUCUAGUGAUGCCUAUUCUGCUGACUACCACACUGAGGCCAUGGUUCCUCCUAGGGUGGGCCCUGGGAACUACACGCUGGAAUACAACGAAUGCUUCUUUAACUUCUGUGAGUGUUGUCCACCAGAGAGAGGUCCUCCAGGACUAGUGGGAGAAAAGGGGUUGCCAGGUAUUCCAGGGGCAAAGGGGGAGAUGGGACCUCCUGGACCUCCAGGUAAAGAUGGACUCACCAGUGCUCCUGGGCAACACGGAGAGAAAGGAGAGAAAGGUGAUCCUGGAGUGACUGGGCUGCCUGGUAUUCCCGGCAUUACUGGGAAACAAGGAGAGAAAGGUGAAAUAGGCCUCAAAGGAGACAAAGGAGAUGCAGGUAUACCAGGGCCGAAAGGAGACCUAGGGGACCAUGGAGAGCCUGGCUGGAAUGGAACAAAGGGAGAGGUUGGUGAGCCUGGCACGCCUGGAAUGACGGGGCCCUCUGGACCAGAUGGAACCAAGGGGGAGAAAGGCGACAAAGGAGACUGUCCAUUUGGGGAAAGGGGGCAGAAAGGCAAUACAGGUGAGCCAGGGCUUCAAGGGCUAAAAGGAGACAUGGGCAUGCCAGGUCUGAAUGGCACAGAUGGCCUUCCCGGUGCUAAGGGGCCCAAAGGAGACCCAGGACCCCCAGGUAAGCAGGGAGAGCCUGGUCCUCCAGGACCUCAAGGACCACCAGGGCAGAGGGGGAUGCCAGGGAUGAAAGGAGCCAGGGGACUGAAGGGAGCACGAGGUGUUAGGGGGUUGAAGGGUGCUAAAGGUGAACCUUCCAUUCAGAAGCGCUCAGCCUUCAGUGUCGGCCUCUUUCCCAGCCGAUCGUUCCCGCCACCAGGCCUGCCAAUAAAAUUUGACAAAGUCAUUUACAAUGAAGAAGGUCACUGGAACCCAAACACCAGCAAGUUUAACUGCACUCAUGGGGGUGUUUAUGUGUUUUCCUACUACAUAACUGUGCGUAAUCGUCCCCUACGUGCAGCCCUGGUUGUGAAUGGCAUUCGGAAACUGCGAACUCGUGACUCGCUCUACGGUCAGGACAUUGACCAGGCGUCCAACAUGGCAGUGCUGCGUCUAACAUCUGGUGACCAGGUAUGGCUGGAGACUCUGCGGGACUGGAAUGGUGUUUAUUCCAGUAGUGAAGAUGACAGCACAUUUUCUGGAUUCCUGCUCUAUGCAGGUGCCAAGGAUUGAUUGCCAGAAAUCGCACAGGCGAUCAGUUUAAACCAUUUUAGACCCUAUACUUUGUUACCUAAGGGCGAAGUGGAAGACUCCUAUAUUUCCCAGUAAUUUGAACUAAAAACAGUAAUUGUACAGCCACUAAUUAUUACUUAUCCUGCUGUAGCAUCAGAAUAAUCAGUGUCAAAUUGUUAAUUUUUUUUAUAAGGUGAUGAUUUGUGGAAGCUAUUUGUUUAGCUCUUCACAUAUUUAGUUAAUACAGAUGGCAGCUUAUACAAUAAAGAACAAGAAUGCUUUAUUUCUGUGCUGUUUUUUUACCCAAAGGCCACAUUGCUCUUUUUAUUUUUACGUCUUUGAAUGUUUUUUUUUUUUUUUUAUUUUAGCGCUAUGAAUGCAUUUUUAAAAGGGGAAAAAUAAUUGAAAUCAUUUAAUUAAAUAAAAUCGCUAUCAAAACAAAAGGCUGUUAGCUACAAAAUCAAAUCAACCCAACAUAAAAUAAAAAGCAGCUUUAAAUAAUGCUCAAAAUAUAAUAAUAAAUGAUCUGCUAGAAUCCAUUUAAGUAACUGGCUACAACUAUGUCCAUUGUAAUGGUAGCUGCUGAUAUAAUCGCUUUUACAAGUUAAGUUGAUUGUGUUUUCUUUUCAUGUUCUUUUCAGGUUUUCAGAGCUGAUUUUAGUGUUUUUCCUGCUCUCUGCAGGAAACACACUAUACAGGUGCAUCUCAAUAAAU